Suncus etruscus (white-toothed pygmy shrew) is the source of this 5151-nucleotide messenger RNA. RefSeq names its product TSC complex subunit 1 (gene TSC1). The coding region runs from base 194 to 3667 and encodes 1157 amino acids. Gene Ontology annotation, cellular component: TSC1-TSC2 complex. Lineage: Eukaryota; Metazoa; Chordata; Mammalia; Eulipotyphla; Soricidae. Gene Ontology annotation, biological process: regulation of cell cycle; negative regulation of TOR signaling; negative regulation of cell population proliferation. The transcript is spliced from 23 exons. The record is from RefSeq and is a predicted model, not a curated record.
GGCGCCCAGUAGGCUGGAGCGACUGUGAAGUAAACAGCUCAGGGGGAGGAGACGGGACCAUGAAAGACUCCAGGUUUACAGCACUGGAAAACAACGUCCUCGUUUUCCUUGGAACAGGCUGGUGAUGCCACCGCCACAGAACCUGCAGAGCCUGUGAUGCCCGCCCUGCACCCAACACCCGGCACAUGAGAUAAUGGCCCAGCAGGCAAAUAUCGGGGAGCUCCUGGCCAUGCUAGACUCCUCAGUGCUAAGUAUGCGGGAGGACGUAACAGCCAUGUUCAAAGAGAACCUCAGUUCCGACAGGGGUCCCAUGCUUGUCAACGCCUUGGUGGAUUAUUACCUGGAAAGCAACUCUCAGUCAGUCCUGGACAUCCUGACGACCUUGCAGGAGCCACAUGAUAAGCACCUCCUGGACAAGAUGAAUGAGUAUGUGGGAAAAGCGACCUCACGCCUGUCCACCCUGGUGCUGCUGGGCCAUGUCGCGAGGCUGCAGCCGCCCUGGAAGCACAAGCUUUCCCAAGCGCCUCUCCUGCCUUCUCUGCUCAAAUGUCUCAAGGUAGACACGGAUGUCGUGGUUCUCACCACGGGCGUCUUAGUGCUGAUAAUCCUGCUGCCCAUGAUCCCGCAGUCUGGGAAACAGCAUCUUCAUGACUUCUUUGAUAUUUUCGGCCGCCUUUCGUCAUGGUGCCUAAAGAAACCCGGCCACGUGACGGAAGUCUACCUGGUCCACCUCCAUGCCAGCGUCUAUGCGCUCUUCCAUCGCCUCUACGGCAUGUACCCCUGCAACUUCGUCUCCUUCCUGCGCUCCCACUACAGCAUGAAGGAGAACUUGGAGACGUUCGAGGAGGUGGUCAAGCCGAUGAUGGAGCAUGUGCGGAUUCACCCGGAGCUAGUGACUGGAUCUAAGGAUCACGAACUGGACCCACGGAGGUGGAAGCGGUUAGAGACGCACGACGUUGUGAUUGAAUGUGCCAAAAUCUCCCUGGACCCCGCUGAAGCCUCCCCUGAAGACGGCUAUUCGGUGUCCCGGUCCUUUACCCGCUUGCCUCACCGCACAGCUGACCCUACUGCCAGUCCUUAUGGUGACACCCCGAAUAGCUAUGGGAGCGCCACUUCCACCCCCCACUCCUCCCGGCUGACAUCAUCCUUCAGUUCUCCAGGGCAGCUACCUCAGACCCUGACUUCCGCAGCCACUCGGCUGGGCACUGAGCCGCCAACGCAAGCCUCUCUCUGGAGCCCUUCGAUGGUCUGUGGCAUGACCACGCCCCCCACGUCUCCUGGAAACGUGCCCCCCGACGCGGCGCACCCGUACAGUAAAGUCUUUGGUACAACGGGUGGAAAAGGAACCCCCCUGGGAACUCCAGCCACCUCCCCUCCUCCAGCCCCGCUUGGCCCUCCGGAUGACUACAUGCACAGUGCCCUCCCUCAGGCUGCAGCCACCCCAUCCAGGAAGGAGGAGAAAGCAGAUGCCGCCCGCCCAUGUCUACAUAGGCAGCAGCACCUUCCCAAUGACCGAGGAACAGAAGAGCUGUCCGGCCACCAGGGGUCUGUGCCGUUGAGUGACCUGCCCGGGUUUCUGGGCGACCUGGCCUCUGAAGAGGACAGUGUGGAAAAGGAUAGAGAGGAAGCGGCCAUCUCCAAGGAGCUUUCUGAGCUGACACCAGCCGAUGCUGAGCCCCUUGUUCCUCGGGGUGGCUUUGACUCACCCUUCUACCCAGACCGAGCACCCGGCUGUCCCCGGAAGGUGCCCUCAGCUGCCUCCUGUGCCCCAAGCUGUAGCGGGAAUCCCGAGGUGCUCAGCUGCUCCCUGGGCCCCGACACACCAAAGCAAGCCUUCACACCCAUCGAGCGGCCCUUCACAGGCUCCCGCGAGCACCCGGCGGCCUCAGAUACCAGCAUCCUCUCCCCCAGCCCAUACCAGGCCUCGCCACCCAGGGGUCUGGGCUUCGGACGGGGGCAGCCUCCCCCCUAUGACCAUCUUUUUGAGGCAGCCCUGCCAAAGACAGCCCAUCACUUCAUCCGUGAGAAGACAGCCCAACUGUCCAAGACGCAGAAAGGAAGCACUGAUGAGGCCCUUGUGCCCCGCAGCUCCCCAGCUGAGGUGCUGGACCGGCUGAUCCAGCAGGGGGCAGACGUGCACAGCAAGGAGCUGAGCAGGCUGUCUCUUCCCACCAAGUCUGUGGACUGGACCCACUUUGGAGGCUCACCGCCCUCGGACGAGAUCCGCACCCUUCGCUCACAGCUGCUCUUACUGCACAACCAGCUGCUCUAUGAGCGCUUCAAGAGGCAGCAGCACGCGCUCCGCAACCGCCGGCUCCUCCGAAAGGUGAUCCGGGCGGCUGCUCUGGAGGAACACAACGCGGCUAUGAAGGACCAGCUGAAGCUGCAGGAGAAGGAGCUGCAGUUGUGGAAGGUGAGUCUGCAGCGGGAGCAGGGCCGGUACAGCCAACUCCAGGAACAGCGCGACACUGUGGUCAGCCACCUGCACAGCCAGAUCCGGCAGCUGCAGCAGGACCGAGAGGACUUCUACAGCCAGAGCCAGGAGCUGCAGACGAAGCUGGAGGACUGCCGGAACAUGAUCUCGGAGCUGCGACUAGAGCUGAAGAAGGCCAACAGCAAAGUGUGUCACACGGAGCUGCAGCUGGCCCAGGUGUCCCAGAAGUUGUCGAACAGCGAGUCUGUGCAGCAGCAGAUGGAGUUUCUGAACCGGCAGCUGCUUGUGCUGGGCGAGGUCAACGAGCUCUACUUGGAGCAGCUGCAGAGCAAACACUCGGACACUGCACAGGAGGUGGAGAUGAUGAAGGCUGCAUAUCGGAAGGAGCUGGAGAAACACCGGAGUCACCUUGCCCAGCAGAGCCAGAGGCUGGAUACCUCCCAGAAACGAGUCCUGGAGCUGGAGUCGCACCUGGCCAAGAAGGACCACUUAUUGGCCGAGCAGAAGAAGUACCUGGAGGACAUCAAAGCCCAGGCCAGGCAGCAGCAGCAGGCCGCAGAGGGCCGCUACGUGGCUCAGAAGAGGAUCACACAGGCCUUCGAACUGGAGAUCCUGGACCUGUACGGCCGGCUAGAGAAGGCUGGGCUGCUGCCACGGCAAGGCCAGGACCCCAUGGAGGCUGCUGAGGUGGCGGAAGAAAGGCUCGACGGCUGCACUGAUGACUGCUUGGGCUCCAUCUCAGGCCACGGGGAAGAGGUGUCCAGCCUCAAUGGGGAGACCAAGGCUUCCCGACCUGGCGGUGGAGGAAACCGGGGUGCUGGUGGCAGCAGCAGUGGCAGCAGCGAGCUCUUGACCCCCGAGAAAGGCCCCGGGUUGAGGGCCGGCCCGCUCGGCGGGCGGUGGGAUAGUGCCGUGGGGGAGUCCCCCAACUUGCCCCCUACCGUGGGCUCGCUUCCCAGCUCCAAGAGCUUCCUGGGCAUGAAGGCGCGUGAAUUGUUUCGCAACAAGAGCGAGAGCCAGUGUGACGAGGGCGGCACAGCGGGCAGCGGUUGUGGUGGCGGUAGUCUUGGCUUCGCAGAGGCCCAGACGACGGCAGAAAUGGGCAGGGACCUGGGAGCGGAGGCUGAACAACUCCAGAGUCCUGAGAGCCCACGGUCGUCUCCCCCAAGCGCAGACAGUACCGGACAGUUUCACAUCAUGGACUAUAAUGAGGCGCAUCAUGAACACAGCUAAGGACCAUGAUUGGUCAGUGCUGACCUGGGUCCAGGUUGCUGGGUGUGUGUGUGCGUGAGGCGAGCAUUCCCACUGUGGGCGCCGUGGCCCAGCCCUCAGGGGAGAUAGAGGGGUCGGUGGUGGAGCUGGCUGGAUGCGGGGCACAGGGGUGGGGGGAUCAUCCCUGGGGACACCUCUCCUGGGCCCCCUCAUCCCCCCGUGGUGCCCGCUUGUCUGAGAGCCAGUUUGCCUUCCUCUGUAGCUUUAUUCCCUCACCCCCACCCCCUAUCCCCGUCCUAUCCUCCCUGGUUGCGUCCUUGAACUGUGCAAUAUGAGGCCAAAUGGAGUCUAAUACACCUCUCCUGAAGCCCCACUAGCUGGGCGAGCUCCCCUCAGCCCAGGUUGGAGCUGGGCAGGUCAGUCUGGCCUCGGUCCUCCCCAAGACAACCCCCCAAUCCUCUCCAGCCUCCUCCAAACCGGCCAUUCCCACGAGAGUCCCCUGCUCUGUGGCUCUGCAGUUCAGCUUCCUGAGAGGCAGCUAGAGGCAGACAGUGACUAGUAUCCCCUGGCGUCCUGGUAGGGGUCGGGCGAGCUGCCUAGAUAGAAACUUCUGUGGCUGGGAGAGCCUGGGUUGGCACUCUGGAGCCACCCCAUCCCCCGUCCCCCGUCCCCACUACCUCUUAUUUAUUGGUGUUCACCCCAGACUCGGGAUGUGGCCGCAUAAAUGCCCGCUGGCCUCCCACUUGAUUCCGCAGCCUCAGGCCCUGCCUGGUACCCUGUGAGCUGCAGCAGGCAGAGGUCCUUCCAGACUGUCAGGGCAGCAACUAUGCUGCCCACUAUGGCCCACAUGUCACAUCCAAUCCUGUUCAAGAAACGAGUCAGGGCCAAGGGGGAUGGUCUUGACAGAUGCGUUUUCAAGGUUUGGUAGGGGCCUGUGGCAGGGCCUGGAUUUAGUGCCCGAUCCAAUCCCUGUUGCUGCCCAAUGUUUGGCAGAGACUGGGGGAGAUAGCAGUGGGACAGGGGCAGCCGUGAACUCGGCUUUCCCCUUUUGUCCGUGCAAUUGAACGGAGAAUUGAGCAUAGAAGGACUGUAAGGUACGAAAUCUCGAGGCACACAGGAACCGUGAGCCAGGCGGAUGUAGGCGUGUGUGUGUCCUGGGCAGCAUCCUAGGCCUCUUUGACCACCAGGGAUGGGUGCCUGCAGCCUUAAUGGGGGUGCCCCAGAUGAUGGGGCCUGCAGUGGACCGCACGUUUAAUUCAGCGUCGUCCAAAGGAAAGCGUCAAGCCAAUCUGUUUCCUGCCCUAGUGUCGGGAUCAAGGGCACUGGGAAGCCUCUUCCUUGUGGAGACCUGGCCCCCAGGUGUCUGAGAUCAGAGGUGGGGACCCAGGCAGCAGGAGGCUGGGCAACUGACAGGUGCAUUCAGUGUUGGUGUGGCCCCUGCCCUGUGGGCUCAGGAGGCCAAGCUGGGACACUGAGCCCAGAGCAGUGUGCUGUGGCUAGGUCCA